AUGGGUCGCAAACCCAACCAACUCAUCCUCGAGUUCUUCCACCGGGGUCCUAAGCUGGAAGACGCGAGCAAUCGCUACCAACAUACGUGCAAAGCCUGCGGUGAAGUAUUUCCCAAGGGUCGCAUUGACAGCCUCACCAACCAUCUGGUGAAAAAAUGCCAGGCGAUUCCCCUACGCGACCGCCAACGCGUGUUGUUGCGACUCCACGAACUCCCCGACUUGACCGACGGUGACUCGAACAAAGAUUCUCCUUCUGGAAGUAAAGGCAAGUCUGCCGAUGGUGGAUUUCCCAAUCGACAGAAUUUCGACGGUCUCAACGUGUUGGCCGAAGCCUCGCGACAGGUGGGCGCCUCGGACGUGACCAAGCGCGGACCUGGAUACACUCAGUCUGUGACAGCUGGAGGCAAGACCGUGAUUGUUGACCCUGCUCUUGAAACGGAGGGAUUCCAGGGACACUCGCAAUCUGACUCCAAGAUGGAGGGUACAGUAAAUGCCGAGGGAACUCCCCAAUCGUCCAACGCUCCUAGUAUUCCUGCCCUUCCAAGUCACACCCCGGGCGAGCAUCCUGCAUCCAUGUCUCCGCCCCUCGGCGAUGCGUCCAUGUCGCCUGAAUCUACCUCUAAUGCGCGCCAGUCACAACUGUCGAUGAUUGCGGCCUCCGCCAAUGAGAUGGUCCCUCAAGGAAUGUCAAUCGACAGUGACAACCUUAGCUCUGAUAUGAAGCUGGGCCAAUGGAAUCAGCAGCUGUCCACACAUGAGCAACUUCUUUUCGACAGCUUGCAAGAACAUGAUCCCUCGUUGACUGCUGCCACCCAGCGUGCGGCAUCUUACCCUCGCCCUAUUGCGAUGAACCCAAAUACCCAGGCAAAAGGGUUUGUGAACGAGUUUGGUAACUCAACUAAGCCUAUGAAGCCUAAGGUUCGGGGACGUUUCACGGCAGAGCGACGCCGCGAAGUUCAAGAUGUGCGGAAGAAGGGUGCAUGCCUUCGUUGCCGAAUGCUCAAGAAACCUUGCUCUGGCGAUACCCCUUGCACAACUUGCGCUAGCGUGGAGAGUGCUCGUCUAUGGAAGCACCCGUGCCUGCGCACCCGCCUUUCUGAUGAGUUUGAACUCUACAAUGCGAAUCUCAACUCUACACUUGCCUACCAUGACACUAACAGCAUUAAAAACCAAAUCAAGUUUGAGCACUACUCUGGUCGCAUUGAAGUUACUCACUUCGAGGAGAGCAAUUCGUUCAUGACUUUCAGUGGACUGCAGGGUCAUCGCUCUUCAGUGUCUGCACUUGACCCCCAGUUGCAAGCCCUUGGAGAUGACCAAUUCUCUGGUCCCUCGCAAGAAGUCUACCUCCUGGACGCGGACUCGGAUGACAUCCCAAGCAAGUUGGAAAUGUACAUUAAGAAGAACGCUUCUUACUUCUACGAGCGAGAGACCUCGCCUUUCAUGAAGCCCACUUUGCUUCUUGCUGCUGAACUCAGCCAGGGAAAGAAGGAUAUCCUUCUGGAACGUGUGUUGGAGCUGUGGGUCGCGACCCAUAUUCUCGUCGACACGGAGCUCACCUGGAAGACUUACUACAACCCUACUCUGCCCCCGAACUCGUUGCACUCUCUUUCUCAGCCAUCGGAUGAGGGCCGUCUGCCCAUCGAGGAGGUGUCUGACCCAGAAUCAUAUGGACUUCUCUGCAGUCAGUUGCGUGCCGCUAUGGAGAAGCGUGCCUCGCAGCUGAGCAAGUUUGUCAUCAAUGAUUUGGAACGUCGACUCCUUCAGCGCCAGAAGUGUGGCUGGUUUGAUACUUUCAUUGUUGCUAUUAUCCUCCUGAACUGCGUGGAGCGCACCUGCUGGCUGUUCCGUUCAUGGGACAACGAGAACUUCUCUCAGCGCUGGCCCCUUGACAAGCGUCCUCCUUACUACUUCAACCAGUCUGACCGCUUCGCCGACAUCCUGGAGAUGCUCUUGCGCAUGCGCCAUAUCCCUCCCAAGGCCACUUUCCGCCCGGACAACGGUAUUCUGAAGGCAGUUGACGGUAGCGACGAGCACGCCGUCCGCUGGUUUGAUAUGAUUCAACUGACCCCCUACUUCAUCGAAGAGCGCAAGAACGCCGUCUUCGACCCAUCCGACUCGCGCUCCCUGGAUUGCCACCACAGUGCCAAUCUCCUUGAGCCUAACAAUGCCACUUAG
Messenger RNA from Penicillium samsonianum, 2175 nucleotides. RefSeq lists its product as uncharacterized. Lineage: Eukaryota; Fungi; Ascomycota; Eurotiomycetes; Eurotiales; Aspergillaceae. The transcript is spliced from 7 exons. Gene Ontology annotation, biological process: regulation of DNA-templated transcription. The coding region runs from base 1 to 2175 and encodes 724 amino acids. Gene Ontology annotation, molecular function: zinc ion binding; DNA-binding transcription factor activity, RNA polymerase II-specific. The record is from RefSeq and is a predicted model, not a curated record.